Messenger RNA from Callorhinchus milii (elephant shark), 2209 nucleotides. RefSeq names its product jun dimerization protein 2. NCBI's taxonomy places the organism in Eukaryota, Metazoa, Chordata, Chondrichthyes, Chimaeriformes, Callorhinchidae. The transcript has 4 exons. Gene Ontology annotation, molecular function: DNA-binding transcription factor activity, RNA polymerase II-specific; RNA polymerase II cis-regulatory region sequence-specific DNA binding. Bases 323 to 814 code for a protein of 163 amino acids. The record is from RefSeq and is a predicted model, not a curated record. Gene Ontology annotation, cellular component: nucleus. Gene Ontology annotation, biological process: regulation of transcription by RNA polymerase II.
GACUUGUACGUUAGACGUACAUUCAGGACAGGGAGAAUGAGGGAGUUCCAGAUUUCAGGGGUGUCAUAUCUGAAGGCUCAGCCUCCGAUGGCAGCGAUGAAGACACGCACAUAUCCACAAGCACAGGGACGAACACAGGAGUGUGGUAGGAGCAAAUAGGAGAUGGGCAAGUGCUAGGGUGGGAAGGGAUUUCUAGGUGAGGAUGAGGACCCAGGAGCCGGUGGCAUCCUGCAGGGACUGGGCCGGCAGACUUUGGUGCGGAUGAGGUUUACGGCUUCACGUUCGUAGACACUCUGAGUUGAGCGCCUUGUAUUGGCUGGAGAUGAUGCCUGGACAAAUCCCCGAACCCUGUGUGACGGCAGGGUCACUGCCAGUUGUAGGAAUGCUGACUGGAAUCCCCAUGGACACACUGACAGCGGAGGACCUGACAUUUGCAGACUUGCGGCAUGUGGGAGGCAUUCUCUCGCCCUUGCACUUCCUUGGCAUGAAGCUGGGAAAGAGGCAGCACACAGUGAGGAGUGAGACGGAUCAGGAGGAUGUGGAGCGGAGGAGGAGAAGACGGGAGAAAAACAAAGUGGCAGCAGCUCGAUGUCGGAAUAAGAAGAAGGAACGUACCGAGUUCCUGCAGAAGGAGUCGGAGAGGCUGGAGCUGAUGAAUUCUGAGCUGAAAGCACAGAUUGAGGAGCUGAAACAGGAGCGACAGCAGCUUAUUCACUUACUCAACCGACACCGACCAACCUGCAUAGUGCGGACAGACAGCGUCCAGAGUCCAGAGACUGAGAACAAUCCCCUGGUGGAGGCACUGAACAAAUGAGGGAGCGGCACGAGCUGAUUAACAGCAGCUUGUGGCUAAACAGACUAUCUUCACAUCUCCAACUUGGAGCUGACAAUGUUGUGUCCCAGCUAAAUACUGCAGCUUGGACUGUAGUGGAAGCAACAUGUUGGUUUAUAUCUGCCGUCACAUUGACCACAAGUAUUGGAUUCAGGUCACCAAAGUACUGACAGUCUGAGUUCCAUCGUGGUCAACCUGCUCUGUCUAUCUUGUGCUCUCAUCUGCUGCUGGCAUCCAGUGGUGGAGAACAGCAAGGCCGAGGGCUGAGCGGCACUGCCACCUGCUGGUGCACAUUCAGACUUUGCUGCAUUUCUCUUGGAGAGCUCCCAGGGAUUGACUGCCUCCGACAAAUCCCACGGCUUCUAACAUCACCCAGACUGCUCUGUGGGGUUCAUGUUGACCUAACUCACCCUCGAAACUCUCAGCAAUCCAACCUUCCUGGUUGCUGACUCCAACAUUUGGAGCCUGUGUGGAAUUUCGGCGUUCUGGUUCAAUCCUCAACUCUCCUUUUAAGCCUUUCAUCUGGAGUCUGAGCGAGUGCAUUUUCCUCCAUUGCCGCAACAUUGCCACUGCCAACACUACCUCACCCCCAAUGCAACCAAAACCUUCAGCCCCUCCUCUGGCUCUUCCAGAAUCGACGUUUCCAAUGCCCCCUCACUGACCUCCCGUCUCCACAAACUCCUGAACUAUCCUGAACUCCACAGCCCACAUCUUUUCCCGCACCAAACUCCACAAUCCAUCACCACCAGCCGGUUCCAUUGGCUCCUGCCUAGUCAGUGGAUCAAUUUUGACUUUCCCUUCAAAUGCCUCUCUGGCCUUGCUCUACUUUAUUUACCGUUGCAAACCCUAGGAGAGAGCCCACUUUGGAAUUCUUUCCAAAAUCUCUCCGCCUCCCUCUCUCCCGGCUUUGAAAACCUGUCUGCAGACCAGUCUCUGGCUUAGCCUUUGCACCUUUCCCCUCCUGACCCUGUCUCCCUCCCAGCUUGGCUCCUACUCCAUCUUUGCAAAGUGCAUUGAGAUAGUCUUGCUAUGUGAAAGGCGCUCUAAAGUUUUGUUGUUAACUGUGUUUUGUGAUGCAGGCAUCCAGACACACUGGUUAGCAAUGAGCAGCAGGGGAGACUGUUAUGUGGGGCUCCUGCUGGCCCUUGUAUUUUUGAUGUUUUUAUACUGCGUUGUGUGUGGCUGUUGGUCACUUGAGGUGAUUGUGCCUGUUCUGUUACAGUGGUGUGACACUGUGACGUGCUCGGUGUUUUAAACUCUCGGUGUUGACAGUAUUAGGAUCCGAGAUUGCUUUGUUUUUAUACUUUAUAUAAUAUUUGGUUUGAUAUAAACCUGUCUUUAUACUGUGUAAUAAUUAGUAAACAUUGGUCUAAUUUA